Molecule: messenger RNA, 2779 nt
Organism: Vitrella brassicaformis
Lineage: Eukaryota; Vitrellaceae
Source: the annotation of a GenBank genome assembly
CGAAUUAUCGACACCCACGGCGUGGCAUGACACAGCACUGGUUCCUCGCUGCGUCAUGCAAACAAUGCCUCAACCUGCUCGAGGGACUUGCCCUUGGUCUCGGGCACGCAGCGACACACGAACACAAUGCCCAAGGCACACAUGGUGGCAUAAAACAUAUGCACACCGCCCUGCGUCAGCGCACUCUGCAGGCUCAGGUAGGUGAUGGCCACAAGGGACGAUACCAACCUGAGAGAACCGACACGACACAACACAACAUACACAGCAUGAGAUCCGCCCACUGCCUGUCUCUCUCUCUCUCUGUGUGUGUGUGUGUGUGUUUGUGUGUCUGACCUGCAGACGAGCAUAGCCAUGCUCAUGCCCUUCCCCCGCAGGCGCAUUGGAAAGACCUCUGCCGGGAUGAUGUAGGCCAUCGGACCAACACCCAGCGAGAACGACGAAACGAAGCCCAUGAACGCUGCCACCUUCAGAUAAGGGGCGUGGGCGAAGAACCACGCAGCUACGGCGAAUGUGUAGAGGCAGGCACUCAUCAUCAGACAGCUGAUCAGCAGCAGGGGGCGCCUGCGAGCAAACCAUUAACAGUCGGGGCGUCUGUCUGCCUUGGUCUCUGACCUGCCCAUUUUGUCCACGAGGUAUGCGGCGACGACAACGAAAGAGACCUUGACGAUGCCGAUGAGGAUGGUGCCGAUGAACACCUCCUGCUGGGUCGACAGGCCCACCUGCAUCAGGAUGAUGUCGCUGUAGUAGGUCGCCGCCUCCACGCCCGUGAUCUGGGACAGCAGAGCCACACCAAGACCUGUUCAACACCAGACACACACAUGGAAAGAGGUCAAGUCAAGGGAGGGCUCCUUCCAUUUCGUAUGUACCUGUGAAGACCAUUCUUCGCGCCUUUCCGUCUUGUGGGCACAAGACGUCAAGCCAUGAAGCCCCCUGCUGGCUCUCCUGCUUUUGCGCCUCAUGGAUCUCAUUCAUGGCCUGAGGCAGGACGAGACACACACGCACAGGACGAGAAUGGACUUCUGCCUCUGCUGCACGUAGCUGAUCACGUCCUUCCCCCACCCAUUCACCUUAUUGAUCUCUGAUGCGCGCGUGACUUGCAUGAGGACGGCGGCAGCCUCCUCAUCACGGCCGCGUGACAUCAACCAGCGUGGCGGCUCGGGAAGACCAGACACACCUGCACAAAACACAAAACACAAAACGCAGCCGUGCGCACGGCCAUGGAUGGCGACAUUCGUCUGCGUUGUUCUUCUUGUUCUGCAUGUACCUAAUAAAAUGACGACAGGAGGGAUCAGCCCCAUUCCAAUCAUGAAGCGCCAGUUGACGGUCGGCGGCAGGUCCACAUACACGUAGUUCAUGACGUAGCCCAACACGAUGCCCACGUUGAUGGAGAUCUCACACAUGGUCGUCAGGCCGCCCCUCAGCUGCGCGGGGCUUAUCUCCGCGGCAUACAGGGGUGUGAUGACCAGACCCGCACCCACACCCAGCCCCGUGAUCAUUCUCCCGAGCAACAAGUACUCGAACGUCGGCGUAAAGGUCAUGAGAAGCCCGCCAGCGAUGAAGGUGAGCGAGGUGUACAUGACGCAGGCGCGACGGCCGUAGGAAUCAGCGAUCUGCACGAAGAACACACAGACAGGAAUGGGAAUGAGGCGUGUUGUCUUUGUGUGGCAUGCAUGGGAUUGACCGACUGACCGACCAUUCCAGCCAAGAUGACACCGCCAGUGGCCACCAAGUUCAGAAUCCCUAUCGUCACCUCCGUCAUGAAAUCACUCAGUCCGAAGGACGAUUUGACAAAGACAAUAGCCCCCGCCAUGACGCCGAUGUCAUAGCCCAAGAGUGCAGACGUCAAACAAACGAACCCAACGCAAAGCACCACGAAACACGCAGGCGGCACCCGACACCUGCUCACAGACGGUGGCCCCUGAUGGCCGCGGUGCUUGGGUGGCGACCUCCUCUUGGUGGCAUAGCCGUGUUCUCUGAGCUUUGUCCGCUCGCCGAGUGACGUUGACGAUGUGUGUGUGGAGGUGGGGGACGCAUCGGUGCUGAUGGGGGGCGGGGGGAGGGGGGUGAGCGUGAUGCUCGGAGGGGGCAGACAGAUGUGGGGAACAGCAGAUCUGGCAGACAUGGAUGGACACGAGAAGAGAAGUGUGCCGGGUAGCGGUUGACGGUUGCUUGGUUGGGUCGCACGUACCCGUAAAUGGUCGGUACAGGGCCAUCUGUCGGCCUCGGUGUCAGCACUAUCUCCCUGACGAAGCAUACAGAUGCAGGCAGGCCUCAAGUGUGCGCCAUAUGGAGCCUCUGUUUGCUGCGCACCGGAACUCGGCCUCGUGUGAUGAGUGCGUGACGAUACUGACGUUGGACUCGCGCCGCAGAUAACGCGGAGAGGAUCUCCGAGUGACGCCCCUGAACCAAACGGGCCAGACGCACACAUCACACACUCAGAGCAUCUCGCUCUCCGUCGUGCUCUUCACCUGGGCGUCAGGUCAAGGUCAUCGUCUUCCUGAAGGCACUCGUGCAGCACCGUGAACCCAUUGAUGAGCGAAGGUGAACAGGGAGGCGACACACUUGGCGAGAUCUUCUGCAGAUGUAGCAACGAAACGAGCACAUGAAGAUGAAGAUGCCUGCAGUGGCUCGUGACGCGCACCUGUUUGUGAUUCUCUGCCACAUCUUCCCAUGAGGUUUCGGACACAAACCCGUCAUCGGUGUUUUCCUCAGAAAGUGGCAAAUAUCGCUGCCCCGGCGCUCUGCCUCUUCCUUCAGCCCUCAUCUGGUCCUCCCCUCC